AUGCAGCCACACAAGCCACAGGUUGACAUUGUGCCAGUGGAGAACCAAGCGGACGUCUACGAGAACACAACACCAUACAAAGGUGAGGCCAGCGACAAGUCGGGUCACGCUGCACAACAGUGUGCUUCACAGUUAAAGCAUGACACGGAGAAGAUCGCGUCGUCGGUUGAGCGAAAUAGGGUACACGUGGACAGCGACGGCAGCACCGAAGAGGAUGAGCUGUCUCCCUAUCUGGAGGUGAAAGUGGACGAUGCACCGUACGCCUGUGUUGAUAGUCUGCCGAUUCUGUGGACCAUGGACGAGGAGACGGUGCUCAUGCACUCCAGUCUUGUUUCACUCGAGCGGAUUCGCACGCGACUGGAAAUGCUGCUUCUCGGCGUCUCUGAAGCAAUCCACAUACACAAGGCGAGUGGCGCCUCGAAGGGCCGCGUCGAGGGGAAGGUGUUGCUGUCGUCGAGUCGUCGCUCCCGUGGCCAGCACUUAAUGGACUUCUCGGGGCAGGUGCUCGCCGCUGACCAUGCUUUUCGGCGCAUUAUUGGCGAGUCCUUCGCCAGCUUCGCGGAGGAGGAGAUUGUGCAGAUGGUGCAGCUUUUCUCGCUGGCAAACAGAGGACCAACUGAGUGUGAAGAGAUGGUGCGCGAUGCUGUGGUCGUGCUUCAAGUCCUGCUGCACGACGGCGAGGCUGUCCGCGACUUGGCGCGCUUCCGUCAGUUCCUCUCGACCCACAGCGCUGAGAUCUCUACUCAGCAGUGGCAGUACGACUUCGUCACUGCGCUGCGGUCUCUGGCUGUCUGCUUCUUGCGCCAUCCCGAGUUCAUCAUGGCGUCCUACGGCCAUUCUGUGAAUCUGGUUGUUCACCACGAGGCGCUCUACGUGGCGCUCCUGCGUGCUUGCGGCGGAAGGCCCGUCGGUAACACCCCGACCUCAGCCAGCACCCUCGACCAAGUUGACCUGGCGGAGGCGAAGACACAGUCGUCACACACUGUGAGUACCACCAGACUUCGUUCCUCACGCGUGAACAUGUCUUUGCAGUCAAAGUACAAGGCCAUGGUUAUCCACUCGCCAAAGGGUCCAAGUGGUACGACGCAGCUGCAGCGGUCCUUUAUCUCGUGCUUGGAUCCGAUCAUGCUGUCCGAUCGCCAACGUGGUGGAGCAUGGUCUGCGCCCUCCAUGCUGUCGAAGCAUGGAGGGGGCACUUUGAAAUCGCGUCGAAGCAGCAUAACGGUCAGUCGCCCCUCCGUCAGCGCUGGGCCGACGAAGAACAUGCCGGCAGCAAGCAAGAAUGGAAACCAUGAGCGGGCGCCUGUGCCCGCCAAGAAGACACGCACGAAGAACAAAAAAAAUGAUUCCUAA
Leishmania braziliensis MHOM/BR/75/M2904 is the source of this 1353-nucleotide messenger RNA. RefSeq lists its product as hypothetical. Lineage: Eukaryota; Euglenozoa; Kinetoplastea; Trypanosomatida; Trypanosomatidae. The transcript has a single exon. The record is from RefSeq and is a predicted model, not a curated record. Bases 1 to 1353 code for a protein of 450 amino acids.